This is a messenger RNA of Mercenaria mercenaria, 3079 nucleotides long. RefSeq lists its product as uncharacterized. The record is from RefSeq and is a predicted model, not a curated record. Lineage: Eukaryota; Metazoa; Mollusca; Bivalvia; Venerida; Veneridae. The coding region runs from base 518 to 2107 and encodes 529 amino acids. The transcript is spliced from 10 exons.
UCUGUCUGCAGAUUAUUUCAUAUUUAAUGAUAUUUUCAUCCGAAGUUAACAAACAAAUUUAAGCCGAAUAAAAUGUUGGUUCUUUUAUACCACUCUGUUGAUGAAAUAUUUUCUGCCCCGCUCGGACAUGAAAAGUACCUCGACUUACUGCAAACGUGUAAAUGUCUUAUAGCAUUUUGUUCAUUUAGCUCUUGAAGAAGAAGACUGUUAUACAACACCAUCGACAUAUCGAGGUAAAAGUAGCAGAACAGUCAACGGCAGAACCUGUAAGUACUGGGACAACAUAUACCCGUACAACCAUUGGAAUUACUUCUUUUUAAGAGGAAACAAUUACUGCAGUGGCGUUAUUCGUAUUCAUCAACUAGGCAAUAAGCAUUUAUAUUUAGGUCGCAAGGUCGAGAAACCAUGGUGUUUUACUACUGAUCCUAAUGUAGCAUGGGAAUACUGUGAUGUAGAACAAUGUGAAAAAGUCACAACUGAUGAUCUAAAUCUAAAGACAGGAACUCAAGAAAAAGCUAUGGGAAUUCCUCAUUAUAUAGAUAUAACUGACCACCUAAGACAUGUUCGUGACCUGUUUUUGCCGAGUAACAGUCGAGCUAGAUAUGUAGAGUUGCACCAGGAUGGUACAGCAGACUAUUACCCUCUCUGUGAAGUCGAAGUUUAUGGAAUACAAGAUGAGGCUACCAAUGUUGCUCUUCGAAAGACUUCUCAAAUGUCUUCAAUAAAUUCAGAAAAUCUCUUUGAUCAAAGUCUAGCUGUUGACGGUAUUACCGAACAAAAUAUGCUCAAAGGGUCAUGCUUCUACACUGCAGAAGAGGACAAUCCUUGGUGGCGAGUGGACCUCGCUGGUAUCUAUGUGAUAUUUUUAGUGAGAUUAUACAACCGGCUCGACUGCUGUAGUUAUGACACGCAUGAUGUUCUACUGAAAGUAGGAACCUCAUUAGGAACAAUGAUCAACGCAAGCGAGGUUGCGGGUCAAAUAGAAGAUAUCCAAAAUAUCUAUCUUCCAAUAAACACAGAAGCAAGAUUCAUAGAACUGAUACGAAAAGGAUGGGGAGUUUUUCACUUGUGUGAAGUUGAAGUGUUUGGAAAGAUAGCUGUAUGUAAAUUCGACCCCUGUCAAAAUGGAGGCAAUUGUUCCGUCAUACACUGUGACGAUCUAGAUAACUGCAGAAACUACACGUGCGCUUGUGCAGACGGCUUUGGUGGAGUUGACUGUGAAAGUUGCACGUAUAAUGUUGCUGUUGGGAAACAAAUUGAAGCGUCAAGUAUUCACCAUAAGAGCUGGCAGCCCAGUAAUGUCAUAGACGGAGAUACCAAUCAGAAUGUCCUACUUGGAGCCACCUGUUUUUCCACCCAGAAGGCAAUAAAACCCUACGUGAUGUUAGAUCUCGGUGAUGAAUAUAAUCUUACUGGUGUCAAUGUUUACAAAAGACUGGACUGCUGUGAGGAAGAUAACUACGCUAUUGAAUUGUUUCUCAUGAUGACAACAUGGACCAGCUAUGGAUACACUGACGGUCCUGUCGAAAGGAUAGCGGAAUUUGGAAUAUAUCCAUAUGUCGCAACAAAAUAUGUAAAACUUGAAGCAAAAGAACAGCGUCCAACAUUCCUUCAAUUGUGUGAGAUAGAAGUGUUUAGCAUUUGUGAAGAAGAUAUUACAACGACAACUUCUACUGUUCCUGAGACAAUGGCUGAACAAUCGGUGCCUUUAAUACAGAUGAGAUUUUCGCUGUCAGACAAGUACAGUGAUGUUGUAAAAUCAGAAAAGUUGUUUAAAAAAUUGAUCAGACAUGGGUUGUCUAGUCAAACUGGUUAUUCAGAGGAAAGUUUUCGAAAUAUACAACUAGAGAAAGAACCCUUCCGUGUCUCUUUUGAACUUCAUGCAAGUGACAGAAAAAGGACAUCGUUGAAUGAGAUGUUGGAAAAGAUAGAAACCUUGAAUAGAUUUGGAAUUCUAGACAUUGAAAAUGAAGAUGGUCAACUAUUGGCAAUAACUGCUGGAAGUCUACAGUAUCAUUUGCUGUUUGUAGAAAACAAAGGAACUAGAAUCGAGAAAACUAUCUUGGUGGCUGUUUCUAUCAUCGUUACAGCAAUGAGAUAUAUGUGAGCUAGAUUUCAACAGAACGAUACGGCCGAAACGCUUACCACUGGUUUAAUAUUCACUGAUAGCAUAGAAUAUUACACAUAAAGCUCCACUUGUUUUGGCACAAAUACUUAAUACUCUGACACUAUUGUAUGUUGUUUUACAUGUAUUCACAGGUCUUGAAGUAGAGUCUGUAUGAUACCUUUCAUAAAGCUCCACUUGUUUUGGCACAAAUACUUAAUACUCUGACACUAUUGUAUGUUGUUUUACAUGUAUUCACAGGUCUUGAAGUAGAGUCUGUAUGAUACCUUUCAUAAGAGCAUUAAACAAGCCCUAUUUUUGUAUCUGUUCUUUGAAAUGCCAUUUUUUAUUGAAGCAAAUCUUUCAAAGUUGUUAAAUUAAAGAAAAAAAAGUCAUUUAUUUAUCUUCACAAAGAAAGCUGUUUGUUUGAAAUUAACUAUGAUUACCUGCUUUUAUUUAUUUAGAAGUCUUGGUCCUAUUAUUUGCGGAGAUUACACCAAAAAGCACAGAAACGCCCGUUGGAUGUUGAUACGUGCAGAAAUUGUUUAGUUUAAGAAAGGGCGACAACUCAGAUUUCCUUAUUGAUAAUCAUAGAGUUCAGCCAAACACAGUAAUAAUAGACUCGGUUCGACUGAGUUAGUUAAUCAGAGUCAAUGGAAAGUGCAACACCCCUCACAACCCCUAGCACUGACUUAAUCAGAAUUCUGUUAUGCAGUUUUCGGUCAGAAUCGAUUACCUUUCUGAAUAUAGAUAUUUCUAUUCCAAACAUAUAUUAAAGUAGUGUACAAAUUCACAAAACUGUUAGUCAGAAAAACGUUUUGAAAAUUCUGGUCGGUUGAAAAACUUAAAAACAAUUAUCAGACUAAUUUAAUGACCAGGGCUUACAAAGACCUACAGUUGCUCUAACAUCAAAAAUGAAUAUAAACAUGAUGAAAACAUAUGUGUAAAAUUAAGUGUCAGCAUUAACAUAUGGCU